This is a messenger RNA of Haliotis rufescens (red abalone), 2251 nucleotides long. RefSeq lists its product as uncharacterized. The transcript has 3 exons. The record is from RefSeq and is a predicted model, not a curated record. Bases 115 to 1416 code for a protein of 433 amino acids. Lineage: Eukaryota; Metazoa; Mollusca; Gastropoda; Lepetellida; Haliotidae.
AUGGCCCUGCUGAUGUCAAGUUGACGAUAUCAGCUGGACAAGUACUGAUAAUCAAGUUGUGGUAAAGAAAGGAAGGUAUUCUAUACUACAUCGUAAAUUUUACUUUUGUCGGCCAUGUCAAGUUCUGAUAUUGUUACAUGUGAGCUCUUCAGCAAUGGUCUCGUGUGUGAGUUGUUAGCCGGUCAUGACCAGAACGUUCAGAAAGUCAUGAAAAUAGCAGACGACACUGUGGCCUUGUCCAACAUAUCGCUACUCAGUACUCUGUAUGGAGAUCUAUCAUGGAAGACACUUUGGAAAAUGUUGUAUCUCGCCCAGUCACAGGAUGUCACUGUGGAUCGAUGCACCAUGCUAAGCCUCUUGACUGACUAUUUGGUAAACAACAGUACCUUCCUCACAACUAAUGAUGUCCAUGAUCCAAAAAGACUUCUGACUCAUCUUGCCAACAGUUGGAUUACUACCAUCGAACACGGAAAACAGGAUUUAUCAGAGAACAGCUUCACAACAUUGGUCAAGAUCCUUGAUAGAUGCGUGGGGACACUGAUGUCAUUUAACUGGCAUCAUGAACUGGCAUCAUGUCUGAAUCUGGCUCAGGCAUUAAAGCCCCUAAACAGGAGAGAGCUCUCCAUUGACAGCUACCCGUGCAGCCCUUUGCCGUUUCCACCUUUUGGUCGUAUAAGCCCUGACAAGCUGAGGAGAAUAUUUGAGGCUGGCAGUGAAGUAUUAUGUCUGUCAAAAGAUGUAUUUGAACUGUGGAGGCAAAGAGAAUCGAAACCUGCCAAUGGUAUGCUUAUGUUCCACAAGUUUAGCCAAAGUGAUCAAAGAUUCAAUUGCUCUCAGGCUCAUCACCAAUUUGAACAAGAUACAGGACUGAACACCAGUAACAGUCAAAGAAAACAUGUUGGGAACGGGAAAGGGUUAAUAUCUUGUGAAUCUAAGUCUGAAGACCAGAAAGGGACAUCUUUUAGUGGCAAGGCUGCCACAGUCAUCACUCAUUCUAUGUCUAGGAAGGAACCUCGCAUGAGAACGUUGGACACAUACUUCAAACAGAAUUCUCUUCAGUCACAAAGCUCUGGAUCAAGAACACAUCCUUCUUCUCUUUCCCUAUCAUUGACUCUCUCCCAGUCAGACAUCUCCCAGGUGAAUCCAUGUGGCAGCAAAGAACCAACCACAGAUAUGUCCGAUACUGCCUCUACAAGCAUGGGCCAAACAUCAGCACCAAAGUCCACCAAGCUGCCUCUCCAAAUAGAUCUGAUGAACUUCAUCUCCAACAAGCAUGGUCCACACAAGGGACAUGUGAAGAUAAGCUCUAAUAAGACCAAUGACAUUUCAUAUCCUUUGAGGGGGCAAGUGACAUGCUAUGCUGAGAAUGCCAAAGACACAGAAACUAUGCUGGAGAAAAGAUGUCCUGCUCUUUGAGGGUACAGAGAGAUGUAUUGUCAACAGGCCUAUUGUAAUCUCAGAGCAGAAUCAUUCCAGACUGAUCAUUGGACCUCCUUUGUCUCCUCUGACCUCAGAGCAAAAUAAAAAUAAUAAUGUGCAUAUUUAUAAUGCACCAAAUCCACACCCUAAAGUGUGCUCAAAGUGCUACAUUCCAAACACUUCCCUGAUGACCUCCUUCACCUCCAUUAACCUCGGCGCCAUUUCUUCUAGACGACCUCCUUUGCCACCACUCAAAUGAUAUUUGAUGAACAGAAACACAGGUUUCCACAUCUGAGAAGUGAGCUCAGCAUGCUCUAUUCUGAUGGUACAGAUUAAACUGAGAUCAAACAGGAAGAUGAAGCAGUGACCCUAAGUGAAUAUCCAAUAUUAUCAAUGUGUAUUGUUUUUCUGUUUCUCUUAACUCAUUUCAUGACACCAUAUCUAUCAUUUCACCAUAUUUACUGAAGUUGUGAAUUUAUCUGUUCAUUAGACACUGAAUAUGACAUGCUGAAGCAGUUUUUCUAUUUAUUUACAUUUUGUUGCAAGUUGUUGAAAAGAUUCCACUCAGAUUCAUUGUUUUCAUAAAGUUAAGAAUUAUGUUUAACAGUUAUGUGUCUUUCAUGUUCACAGUAAUUAAUUUGUUAAUUUGUUUAUACUAUUCAGUCCAAUCAAGUCAGACAUUUUUAAGUUAAACAUCAUAUAUCUUAUGCAAAUGUAACCUGAAAUGUUAAUACCUUUCAUAGAUAAAAAAAAAUGCUUUCAGGGGCCAAGACAAGAUGGCAAAUUUGUUAGGCCAUUAAUGAAAGUUGUACAAUGUCAUAAACAUGAUUAA